Molecule: messenger RNA, 1667 nt
Organism: Drosophila obscura
Lineage: Eukaryota; Metazoa; Arthropoda; Insecta; Diptera; Drosophilidae
Gene: Cyp304a1
Product: probable cytochrome P450 304a1
Exons: 4
Coding region: 44-1582 (512 amino acids)
Molecular function (GO): monooxygenase activity; iron ion binding; heme binding
Source: RefSeq, a predicted model, not a curated record
CAGAGAUUUGACAGGUUCAGUCGGUGUCCAAGCAAGCAGCAGAAUGCUUACCGAACUACUCCUGACGAUCUGCUCAGCAGCGUUGCUAUAUCUCUCGUACCGAUAUGCCGUAGGUCGGGCAGUCGGCUUCCCGCCGGGUCCGCCGCGAAUCCCCUUCUUUGGCAGCUACCUCUUCCUGCUGCUGAUCAACUUCAAGUACCUGCACAAGGCGGCGCUCACACUGACCAGAUGGUACAAGUCGGACAUUAUCGGCCUCUACGUGGGCAAGUAUCCCGUGGCCGUGGUCCACAGUGGCGAGGGCGUGCGCGAGGUGCUCAACAAUCAGGUGUUCGAUGGACGUCCCGGCAUCUUCCUGGCGGCCAUGCGCGACCCCGGCGACGAAGUUCGCGGAAUCUUCUUCCAGGAGGGUGCACUGUGGAAGGAGCAGCGACGCUUCAUACUCCGUUACCUGCGUGACUUUGGCUUCGGCCGUCGCUUUGAUGAACUGGAGCUGGUCAUCAAGGAGCAGAUCACGGACAUGCUGGACAUGAUACGCAACGGACCAAAGUACCCGCACGAGCAUCAGCUGGUAAAGCCGGGCGGCUACAGGGUGCAGCUGCCGCUGCUCUUCAAUCCGUUUUCGGUGAACUGUCACUUCCACAUCGUGUACAACGAGCGACAGACGCGAGCGGACAUGGCCGGCUUGGUGCGCCUCGUCCAGAUGGGAAUGCAGUUCCAGCGGCAUGCGGACGACUACGGCCGGCUGCUGAGCAUCAUGCCAUGGAUACGGCACGUCUGGCCGGAGUGGAGUGGCUACAGGAAGCUCAACGAGUCGAAUCGGUUUAUGCGCGAGUUCUUUGCGGAGAUCGUGGACCGCUAUACCGAGAGCUACGAGGAGGGAAGCGAGCGAAACUUCAUGGAUGUCUACAUCAGCGAGAUGAAGUGCUGUCCGGGCUACGGCUUCAACCGGGAGCAGUUCAUCAUGGGCCUCCUCGACUUCUCCAUUCCAGCCUUCACAGCCGUCGGCGUGCAGCUCUCGCUGCUCAUCCAGUACCUGAUGCUGUACCCCGCGGUCACGGAGCGCAUCCAGCAGGAGAUCGACGAGGUGGUGGGCUGUGGCCGCCUGCCAACGCUCGAGGAUCGAAGGAGCAUGCACUACACAGAGGCCACCAUCCGCGAAUGCAUGCGCAUCGAGACACUGGUGCCCUCCGAUGUGCCGCACAAGGCACUGGCCGACACCGAACUGCUCGGCUACCACAUACCCAAAGACACCAUUGUGGUGCCCAGUCUCUAUGCGUAUCACUCGGAUGCGCGCAUCUGGUCAGAUCCGGAGAAUUUCCGUCCCGAGCGCUUCCUCGACGACCAGGGCGAGCUCUGCCUCAAGCUGGACGUAUCCUUUCCGUUUGGGGCGGGCAAGCGGCUCUGCGCGGGCGAGACCUUUGCCCGGAACAUGCUCUUCCUCAUGACGGCGGCCAUGUGCCAGAACUUCAACUUUGUGCUGGCGCCCGGUGACCAGCUGCCCGAUCUGUCCAAGAAUCAGAAUGGCCUAAUAAUCACUACACCCGAUUUCUGGCUGCAGCUGGAGGAUCGCAGAUGUGUGUAGCAUCAAGGAUAAAGGACAUAAAGCUUUAAGACGAACCCAGACUAAUUAUUUGAUAAAGAACAAUAGGUGUACAUAAAUAUAUAUA